UAGCAAAUUCCACUUCCUUAUUUAUUGUUUUGGCUUGACACACAUUGAUUCAUCCACUGCCUCCGUGGAAACCAGAUUCUCUCACCGAUCUUGUGGAAGAUGACUGAAGCAACACGCAUCACUCACCCUGAUCAACUACGGGAGCUCUAUCGCACAAGACUGUCUCAUUUCAACAACGACGCAUCCGAGCCGUCAUCUGAACUAGUCUCGCAGACACAGCAGGUGAAGCUAGUUUUAUUGCAGCCUCUCGCUAAUGUUGAUAUACUUGAAGCUUGCCGUGAUCUAGGUUCGCGCCAAAUUCGCAAUAGCAACGGUCUCCUCUGCCCUAUUUCAAACCACGAAUAUCUCGAUAUCCAAUCACUGAGCAAGGCUUGGCGGCAAGCAUUCACAAAAAUUCCUCCCAUUCCCCGACUGAUAUUUGAUCUUGUUCUACCGAAAGAAGAUGAGAAGAGCAAAGGUUUAUUUCAGAGAAUAUACUGGGACACUGCCAUGCCCCAAGAAGAUAGUAUCGGUGUUCGGGCUCGAAAUGUUAUGAGUCUCGCUAUUACUAUCGCCACUGAGAUGAGGAUGCGAUCGAAUGUGGAUGUGUCGUUCGAGGUUAUAUAUGACGAGAUGGAAGGGGUGUCGCUGAAGGGAAUGGCACUGCUGAAGAAACAGCUUCUUGCCCUGAGUAAAACCAAGAUUUCUAAAUUUGAAGAUAGGGCCGCAGGUUAUAAGGACCAAGAUAAUAUAGAAUGAGAUUCGCGUGACUAACAAUCCCUAGCUCGUCUAUAUAUUUCUCUUCAUUCGGAUUGAU
Molecule: messenger RNA, 796 nt
Organism: Talaromyces proteolyticus
Lineage: Eukaryota; Fungi; Ascomycota; Eurotiomycetes; Eurotiales; Trichocomaceae
Exons: 1
Coding region: 100-738 (212 amino acids)
Source: RefSeq, a predicted model, not a curated record